Lathyrus sativus (Indian pea) is the source of this 1770-nucleotide messenger RNA. NCBI's taxonomy places the organism in Eukaryota, Viridiplantae, Streptophyta, Magnoliopsida, Fabales, Fabaceae. The record is from the annotation of a GenBank genome assembly.
AUGAGCUUCAUUGACGACGGCAUCGACUUAGACCCCUCCGAUUUCGGCACAUCAGUCCCUCUAAAGAAAGUCCCUAACGGCGACGUUUUCCAAGCAUCUCGCGCCGGCGACGUCGACCGUCUCCGGUACCUUCUCGAAUGCGGUGUUAACGUCAACGCCCGUGAUCAAUGGGACUCCGUCGCACUCUACUACGCUUGUCUCGCCGGUCACCUCGACGCCGCUCGUAUGCUUCUCGAAAGCGGCGCUAUUUGCUCUGAACAUACCUUUGACGGUGACCGUUGUCAUUAUUCUGCUCUCAAUUUGAAGGUUCGGAAGCUUCUUAAAGCGUUUGAAGCUCGUCCUCCGCCUUUGAACCCCUUGCAGUCUUCUCUAAGGGAUACUUUCUUCGCUUGCCCGGCUAAUUCGCAUUCUGGCGGCUUUCAGUUUCCCGGUAUUCCAUCCACUCAAGGGUUAAGCUCCAAUUACUUUCCUCCAGAUGUAGUUUUUACUGUACAAGGAAGACCUAUUGAAGCUCACAGGGUCAUAUUAAGUGCAAGGUCGCCAUUUUUCAAGAAAAAAUUUGAGACUGAUUGGAAAGAGCGCAGCGAAGUAAGAUUUUCACGGGAAAAACUGUCAUAUCCCGCGCUUUAUAGCCUUAUAAAUUUCUUUUAUUCAGACAGAUUAGAGAUUGCUGUGGAUGACAUGGAUGAUCUUGUGAGAAUUUGCAAAGUAUGCAAAUGUGAAUCUCUACAGAAAAUUCUCGAGAAAGAAUUGACUCAUCAAAAAUAUGCACUGUAUAAAGCUUUGAGUGAUGUAGACAAUUCUCAAAAACGGUUUAUUUUACAAGGUUUAUCCCUUCCUGAAGAAGACAGACUUCCUGCUGCCUUGCGAAGAAUCCUUCUGGCAGCCCUUUCAAAUUCCAUUCAUGAAAAUGGUCAAGAUAAUGGAAUCGAUAAAUUGGUAUCUAAGAUGGAUGCCAUGCAGAUAGAUAAACCUCUAAAUGAUCUUGCUGAUGUUUGCAUUAGAGUUGAUAGAAAAAAUUUCCGCUGCCAUAAAGUUAUUCUAGCAUCAAGGUCAGAAUAUUUCAAAGCAAGGCUAUCACGUAUGAAGGAUUUCCAUGAAGGGAAAGAUGAAUUGUAUAUUGACUUCCUUCCUUGUCUUGAAGAACAUGACAUGAGUGUGGAAGCAUUUGAGAAAAUGAUUGAAUAUAUGUACACUGAUCGUUUGCAGGAAAUAAAUCCAGAUCAGGCUGAGGAAAUGUUUGAUAUUGCUUCUAGAUACUUGAUGUUCCCUCUUAAGCGUGCAGUGGCUGAUGUCUUGGUGCCACACUUGGAAAUGGCGUCACCUGAAGAACUUUGCCAAUGGUUAAUGCUAGCUGACAUGUAUGGUGUUUUGAAGAUUCGGGAAUUCUGCCUAGAUACCAUUGCCUGUAAUUUUGAAUUAUUUGCGGAUACUAAAGAAUUCAGGGCAAUGCUGCUGACUUUGCCUCCACCAUCCGGAGACUCAUCUCUUCGUACCACUGUCCCAAGCAUGCCUGGAUCUACCCUAAAUAAUGAUCAAGGAAAUCUUCUUGAUGAUUUACGUGAUAAAUGGCUUGAAAUUGAAGCUGCUGAGCUUGACGAGAGAGAUGAUAGUGCUUUGCAAUUUGACAAGCGCCUAGAGAUGCUUAUGCUUGUUGCAGAGCAUGAGAAGUCAUCAGGUGAUGCUGAUUCAAAUUGUGUUAAAGAUGUCCCAUCUUUGGCUUUCUCUCCAAUCACUGCUGUAAUUUCAGGCGAACACAGAGAACCGUAG